CAGGGUAGAAUGAUGCUGCACUCACAGGAACAAAAACUACGCCAGGGAAUUUACGAAGGCUUCCAUCUCUCUUGGGCUUCGCUUCUCAAUGCUGCUCGUGGCUUCCAAAGCUCCCUCUCGUAUCCUCACACCCCCACUGCAUUGGCCUUUCCCAACGCGAACCUACGUUCGCGGCGACGUUGCACGGCGGGACCUGACAACCGUCGUUAGACGCGUUCACACUUCAUGCCACUACUCGAUUUAGAAUACAAAAUCGGAGGUCGGUGUAUUUUGCAGUAAGGAAGAGGGUCUCGUGCGUCCACGAGGCAAACGGUCCCAGCUCACCGUAGCACACGUCCUAAGUUUAGGGGUUGAUUCAACUUUUAGGGUUAACUCAGGCAUUAUCAAGUAAUUAGGGUGUGAAUCAGUCUGUCUCCACGUAGUGAAAGACUGAAACCUCUGCGCCCAUGGUUUCUUGAGAAGACUCUAGGUUUGUGGAGCUGAAGUGGCGCGAUCGGGCGCCAUUUCGAUUCUGGAUGUUGGUGGGAUUGAAUCGAUUGAGGCGUUCGCAAGUUUCGAUGCGAACUACAGGCGAGAAUCUCACGCCUCUUGAGGGGUUUUGGUAGAAUUUGAAGGUGGGUUAUCAUGCAGGGGGUUCGGGUGCUGGCCCGUGCUCUGGCAUCGGCAGGUCGCCAGCAGCCUGUUUCUUUUCAGACGAAGCUUCAUGCAAGAGAGAGUGGGAUUUUGGAAAUUAUCGAAGGUUUUCCGUGGUGCGCUCAGCAAUGGCGGAAGGGGCUGUUGGGUAGGGACGUGGGAGGGACAGGUGUGCGAUCAUUCGCCUCAUCGCCCCUCUCUCGGAAGAUAGUGGAGUCGCAGCUUCCAGGAGCUAUUUGCAGGUAUCGGCUUUUAAAAACUGCAUUUUGGAAACAGGCUCAAUCUGCCAGUCGCAGCUGCCGGAUGUCAACUAUGUCAGUAGAGGCUGGAUCAAUUAAGGAGAUGGCCCCUCUUGUGAAAGGAGGGAUUUCCAAUCAAAAAACAGUUGGAACAUGGCUUUUUGGUUGCACUGGAUGGGUAUUUAGCAUGGUAGUACUAGGAGGAAUGACACGUCUCACUCGAUCUGGACUCUCGAUGACAGAUUGGAAGUUUGUGGGAAGCUUACCUCCUCUAACUGAAGAACAAUGGCAGAUGGAAUUUUUGAAGUAUCAAUCAUCCCCUGAGUAUAAGAGGGUAAAUAAGGGGAUGAGUCUUAAUGAGUUCAAAUUCAUCUUCUGGAUGGAAUAUGCGCAUCGAAUGUGGGGUCGGGCUUUGGGCAUCGUUUUUGCUGGCCCUUUUGCCUACUUCGUUCUCCGAGGUUACAUAUCACAGCGCCUAGGGCUGAGACUUUGUACCUUGAUGACCAUGGGAGCUGCUCAAGGCUUUGUUGGAUGGUGGAUGGUUCAGAGUGGGCUUGAGGAGCCAGAGACAGAGUACAUACAGCCUAGAGUUAGCCCCUACAGGCUUGCUGCCCACCUCACAUCAGCUUUUGCCAUUUAUUCAGGCCUGUUUUGGACUGCCCUUUCAGUGGUAACCCCUCAUUCCACUGCUUCUGGGGAAGCUGCAAGGGCUGCCAUGAGGGUAAGGCGGUUAGCAGUUCCUGUGGCUGCGCUUGUCGGCAUUACCGCUGUUUCAGGAGCUUUUGUAGCUGGAAAUGAUGCAGGACAUGCAUACAACACGUUUCCGAAGAUGGGCGAUACUUGGAUACCCGAAGGCUUAAUGGACAUGAAACCCUUUUUCCGCAACUUUUUUGAGAACACAGCUACGGUUCAGCUGGAUCAUCGUAUAUUGGCCACCUCAACGUUAUUCAGCAUUGUGGGAAUGUGGGCGGUUACUCGCAAGUUGCCAGUGGAUCCGCGCGUUCGUACUCUGUUGAAUGCCACCUUUGGAAUGGCUGCCCUUCAAGUGACUCUUGGAAUCUCAACGUUAUUGAUGUAUGUGCCGGUUUCUUUGGGAACAGCUCACCAAGCUGGAGCUCUUACUCUUUUUAGUAUUGUACUGAGCCUCGUGCAUGGCGUCCGCCGGCCGCUGCCAGGAUUCAUUUCUGCUUCACAGAUCUCUGGGCAAGUAAUGUCUCUUCAUAGACUUGUUAAAUAGCUGGUAGCCAAUUAACCAGGUGAACUACCCCUUCGGAGGGGGGGACAUCAUCCCCGCACUUGGACUCCUGGGUGAACACACUGAAAUGAUCUGCUCUUCCGCUUGGUUUACAAACAGGAAAUGUUAUAUGGUUAGGUCGAUGGAAUUCACAGGAAGAGUAAACAAUGAGGUAUAUCAUCUGUCCAAUAAAUGGUACACUUGUGCCUUCUGCUAUCCCACAA
This is a messenger RNA of Physcomitrium patens, 2330 nucleotides long. Its product is annotated as heme A synthase COX15. Gene Ontology annotation, molecular function: oxidoreductase activity, acting on NAD(P)H, heme protein as acceptor. Lineage: Eukaryota; Viridiplantae; Streptophyta; Bryopsida; Funariales; Funariaceae. Gene Ontology annotation, cellular component: mitochondrial inner membrane. Gene Ontology annotation, biological process: heme A biosynthetic process. The record is from RefSeq and is a predicted model, not a curated record.